Candidula unifasciata is the source of this 1377-nucleotide messenger RNA. NCBI's taxonomy places the organism in Eukaryota, Metazoa, Mollusca, Gastropoda, Stylommatophora, Geomitridae. The record is from the annotation of a GenBank genome assembly.
AUGACAUCACAGAAGAGGUACAGGCAACAUCAAGAAAAUAACAAAAACUCGUCCAGAUUUAGAGAUCUUCCACCUCGAUUCAAGCGUCAGAAAUCUACCGGUUCACCGACAGCACCUCCAUCAGCAUCUCCGACUGUGACACCAGUAGCAGCAGAGACCCAAUUGGGCGUUGAAAUUAAUCACACUUCAGUCGUGAACGAUACAGUCUCCCCACAGCCAGUAGUACUAUCACAAAUGGCACCAAGUAUUGUCAAUGUCUCUUCUCCCGAAGAAAGUCUCAGAAAUCAGGCCAGACCAGGAACAGAUCGUUUUCAAGUUCCUGUCUCGUCUGUGUCUUCAUGGCAGUGGCCAGCUAAUUCUGAAUCGUACGUCUUGUCACAGUGGGAUCAAAGACAGUUCAACAGGGCCACUAAUGUCCAGCCACCACCCGUGGCACUUGGGACACACUUUGGUUAUAAAAUGGACAGUCCUCCAUUAUCCCCUUGGGCUUCUAGAAACGCAUCUAAUUUUCCUGGACAAUUUGGCGUGGGAAGUCCAGCGUGGGUGUCCCCUACUGGUGACCUUUGUACAGGUCAGGGAGUCCGCAGUCCACCAAUGUAUUUUAAUAAUGAAAACUGGGCACCUAACCAGAACUUGAUGUAUCCUCAUAGCCCAGGUGGUGUGUGGGGUAAACCGCCAACACCCCAGCAUUUAUAUACCUCUCCUUCGGUUGCCUUGCAGGAUCGUGCACCGGUUUCUUCUCUGUAUAUGGAAAACCAUAACAUUGGUGAUAGAAGCAGCGAGAGAUCAAUUGACUACUCAGAUCCUGAUAUUAGAACUAUUGAAAUGCUUCGUGAGCUAGAGAGAGUGGCAGAUGAGAAAGAAAGUGAAGACUUUGGAGUCGACAGAAAGUCUCUUGUGUCACACCAUCUUCGUAUGCUGAUGUGUGCUGUAGAUAAGUACACAGAAGGGGUUGAAGAUGGCGCCUCUAGACAAGAUGAGGUAUCCCUGGCAACAAACAGUAGAGAAUCCAGUCCUCACGUUUCACCACAUCCCCCUGAAGCCAGGAUCAGGGUAAACAUGCAAGAAGCCGAACCAGAGUCCAGGAUGUCUUUUUGGUCUUCAGGCAAUGAAAAAUCUUCAUGGAAACAUCCACAGACCGAACAAGCAUCUUUAGCAGCAAGUCAGCAGAUGGCUCGAACCCAGGCUUAUCAACACACUCCUGUAAAUGAGCAACCAAACAACAUUGAAGGUCAAAACAUCGCAUGGGACUUAUGGUCAAGCCCAUCUUUUGACUUCUCUGGAUUGUUAAAUCAAGACUUGGAUGAUCUUACCCGUAACCCAUUCAGCAGGUCGAAGGAAAGUGACGAGAAACGGAAACCCCUUUACCAGCGAUAA